UUUUUUUUUUUUAAUCAAUCCAGAUGUGUGCGUGGGAAGUGUACGCACGUGCAUACAUCAGGCCCCAAAUUGGAAAACAGUGAAGCAAUAACUGUACAGUAUAAUUAACAAUGCAUGCGUUUUAACUACUAAAAAAUCGCUCUGUUGUGUGUGUGGGGUUUUUUCAGACGCAUGCACUCUUCUAGUUUAGGGAUGAAGCAACGCUGCGAAAUUUAUUCACCUGUAAGCUUUUGAGCUGUGUGUCAGUGCGAGUGGAGCUGGCAAAAAUAGAUUUAAGAUACGGCACAUUACUCUAAGAAAGGUUACAUCGACGUGUUUGUGGCGAUAUUGCCUCUUUCACUGCUGCUGCUGCUGCUGCUUUCUCUCGGGCUGAGCUGUUGCUUCUCGGUGAAUGAAUGAAGGCGCGUCACUGCGGUGCUCCCUCAACAUGGCCGUCAGCGCGCUGGACAUGGAGGCCUGAUCAGACACACGUUCACUCGCUAGGAUGUGCGAAACGGACUCGGUUUGCAUAUGCUUCUGUUUUGCGGUCGACUUGAUUACUUACAACCGAUAAAAUCACAGCCUUGGUGAUUCAGCCCCGGAUGAAGGCCAGUGCUGGAGCCUCGGGCUGGAUUUGAGAAGCGGCGCUUGAAAGAGUUUGUGCAGGGUGUACAAUGUUUUGUUGCGUGCCAGAGGAAGAGGAGGCUGAGCACUCUGACUAGUGUGGAUGAGAGCACAGCUCAUCUCUCCUUUCCUUGUUCCCUUUUGUCUUUAACAUCUCAAUUACCCCACCCUUUCUCAUGCUCAUGACCUGGCUGACCUUCCUUCAAUGCUCCUACAUCUUUCUUUUGUCCCUCAUCACUCCUACUAUGUGCUCAGUGCCGUGAUGCUGUGCUGUGGCCGAGCUCUGGACUCUCCCUGUACUCUGGCUCUGCUGGUGGGUUUCCAGUUUGCAUUUGUGCUCUAUUUCUCCUUGGGAGGCUUCCGUAGCCUUGUCUCUGUGCUGGUGCACUCCUCAGAACCUGAGUUUGACUACUCUCGGCCGCAUGAUGUCUACACUAACCUCAGCCAGCUCAGUGCCCUGCCGCCCCCUCAUCCCAGCGGAGCUGAGCCACAGCUCAGGAGUUGCUUGCUGCCAUCACCACUGCUUGUGGGUCCUGUGUCUGUUCGCCUGUCCUCCCCCCUUUCUCUGGAGGAGAUAAAAGAGAAGAAUCCUCUGGUGACCCCAGGAGGCCAUUACCGUCCUACGGACUGUGAACCGAGACAUCACACAGCUAUCGUGGUCCCCUACAGAAAUCGGCAGAGCCACCUGCGAACACUCCUCUACCAUCUGCACCCGUUCCUGCAGAGGCAGCAGAUACACUACGGCAUCUACAUCAUACACCAGUCAGGAAACUCGACAUUUAACCGUGCAAAACUACUGAAUGUGGGAGUGCGGGAAGCUCUGAAAGAGGAAGACUGGGGUUGCAUCUUCCUCCAUGAUGUUGACUUGCUUCCAGAAAAUGACCACAACACCUACACUUGCCACCCACAGUACCCCACUCACCUCUCUGUGGCUAUGGACAAGUUCAGAUAUAGGCUUCCGUACCCUCAGUACUUUGGUGGAGUGUCUGCCAUCACUCCAGACCAGUACCUCAAGAUGAAUGGCUUUCCAAAUCAGUACUGGGGCUGGGGAGGAGAGGAUGAUGACAUUGCUGCUCGCCACUGGAAGGGUCAAGUUCGUCUAUCUGGGAUGAAGAUAGUGCGCCCUCCUGUGGCCGUGGGUCAUUAUAAGAUGAUUAAGCAUAAAGGGGACAAGGGUAAUGAGCAGAACCCCAGAAGGUUUGACUUGUUGAAGCACACCAGGUUAAAUUGGAGGUCAGAUGGACUCAACUCGCUCACUUAUGAGGUCCUUUCCAAAGAGUUAGAGCCGCUGUACACCAACCUGAGUGUCAACAUUGGGGAAGACCCUCACCCUCCUCCCAAAAAGUCUGCACUCCCUAAAAAUGCUUCUUAUCCAGCAGCAAGACCCAAAGACAGAGAAAAAGACCAAGGAACACUAGGAUGGCAGUCCACUCAAGUUACCAAAUUAGAGGGUCACUUAAAAGUAACCAAUACGAGUUCAGAUGUUGGUCAGAAAGAUGUCGUGAAACAGGAAAUUGUUUGAUGUCAUAGAUGUAGUCCAUAAAGCAUUGGCACUACAAGUGGAUUUGUACUGUGCCCGUUUGCUUAGUUUUCUCUUUAAUAUCAUUGAGUUUUGCACUGAGGUGAGCUUGCGGGUAAGUUGAAUCAUUGCACUGAUUGUCUACAGUGGCAUGGUGUCAUUUGCACAGACCUCUGCUGUACCAUUUCCUGACGAUCUCCUUGCCACGGAACUCAUCUGAGCGUGAACUGAGCUAAGCAUUAAUGAAAAUUAUGUGCUCAUGUGUAAUUGUGCUGUAGAGACACUUGCACCAGUGCUAGUCCUGUGUGCUUAUUCAGCCAGCCUGCGGUUAACUGCUAAUCUUCACACCAACGUGUGGGUUCUGUCUCUUUGUGCCUUUUCUCACUCUAGAACCAGUUUCUGUCAGCGUCUUAUUACAUAUGUUCUUAAUCUCAGACAAGCAUAUUAGCGCACACCUGUGUAUCGGAGUAAUAGGCUACUAAAUGCUCUAAAUUGAUGCUGCUCUUAUUUCUCAUCACCAUGCAGCUUUGUGAUCUUGUGCUUGAGCAGACUGUUAUCACUGUGUACUAUUUUUGGUCUUGCUAUGGAAAUGUGCAGCUCAUCAUGUUCGCACAGGUUUGUGGUUUUUAUUUUAGAAAUGGCUAAUCUAAAAGUACUUUAUAAGAAAAGUACAAUAGGGAAUAUCCAUUAAUUCCAGAUGGCUCUUUUGGUUAGACAAUCAUAAGCUAAAUAGCUGACAAAUCAAUCAGUUAACAAAUUUCUGUCUUUAGAAGUUCUUUUUUUUAUUAUUAUUUUUUUAUAAUCAUUAUAACACAUAAUAGUGGUUUGGAUUUAUUUUAUAGUAAGAUAUUUUAUAGUAGAUUUGUUAAAGUUUGGUGAAUUAUUUUAUUGCAGGUCUCAUGGAAAGUGUUGCUGCAUAUAAUUGAUAUAAUUAUUGCUAUAAUCUUUGUACAUAAGCUAUAUUUAUUCUAUAAAAAUGCCCAAGCAGAAAUUUGCCAUAUGCAAAAAUAUGACAUAUUUCUAAUUUUUUAAAAAUCAACCAAGUAUAUGUACACACUGAUGAGGACUGAUUUUCAAAUAUUAGUCUAUCUAAUCUAUUUCUGAACCCUAACUCUGCUGUAAAAUGGUUGGUGUUUUAAAUGUGUAAUCUCCGCACAGAGGGUAUACAGCAUUUCCCCCCCCUUUUUUUUCUUGUAUCUGGCAAUAUCAGAAAGUGAUCAAUUGAAUGUACUUCUGUUUCUCUCUCUCUCCCAUUUGAAGCAGCCAGUUAUUUUUUUAUUUUUAUUUUUUUGGCAGGAAUUAAGUAUAAAGUAAUGUAACAAGACCUACAUGUAGACCUUAAACUUUGAGUUAAUAAACCUCCUUUUUUUAUCAUGCCUUUAUUAGAGUACAGGUAAUUAGGAACUUUAUAGUAUAGGUAAGGAAAUAUACCUGUGAUAAACCUAAUAUUUAUUUAUUCAUCACCACAACUGAUUAAUUAGAGCUUAAACAGAAUUACCUAUAUUUAUCUGUGUGUAUAAAUAGGUACACAUAUCUUGGCUUAUUAGCAUGUGUCCCAAAAACCUAUUUCUUUAUACCAUGUGUGCAAGACACUAAUAUAUUUAUUUAAUACAGUAGUUUUGUAUGAGAUGUUUAGCAAUGGUUAUAAUACACUGGAAUAUAUGAGUAUCAUAGUCUGACAACUACUUUCCCAGUUGCUUAAAAUUAAAGUAAUGAUCUUUGUGAUUUAAAGAGUUUUGUUUAUUUUUUUUUAUUAAAUAUAAACAUAUCUGUAUGAGUCUGUAUCAUCUGGAGCAAUCUGUUAUAAUCUAUAGGAUUCUUAAUAAGAGUAUCAAAUGUCCAGAAGCAUUUCACUUGUCACAGCUCCUAGAGAUUUCUCAAACGCACUGCUGCUCUAGGGUAGAAUACAGCUAGUCAUACAUCAAUUACCAUUUACUUUAUUACACCACAGAGCGCAUUGUAAUAGUGUAAAGUAACAGCCUGAUUAUACUCUAAUCAGCAGACCGCUGGAAUGAAGCUUUGACAAGGAUCCUUGAGUACUGCUACUGGUGACUUACAAGAACUCUCAGCACAUCUCCAUGUUCCCAUGGGUUAUUAUAAAUGCUGGUAGCAUUACAUCAUUUGCUUCUGGGCAUUAAAGUGAUUUACCGAUGACUAGUGAAAUUAGUUGAUGCUCUGUUCCUGAGGGACUACAGGUGUGCUAGUGCUUUAUGUAAUAGAUUUCCAUUCAGCAUAUAAAUUAUCUAGAUAAAUAAAUUAUGUUGAAAUGACAGACUCUGGCUAUAUUUAUGACAAUGUUGAGUUAUUUUGAACUAGUCUUUAUGUAUUACACAUUUGAAACUUAUACAGGUGACUGAAGGUUUGCGCAUGCGCACCUUGAACAUCUAAUUUAUUUUGCUUAUUUAUGUGUCUGAGGGAGUUAUUUUCAUACCUUUCCACUUUAGUGUCUUUUUUUUUGUUCCUUCCAUUCAUGAUUUAUGGUAACUAUUCCUAAACAUUUUGAUAUCACACCAUUUUUGUUGCAGGUCUAGUCAUUGUUUAUCUGAUCCUAUUGACUCCUAACUCAACUGCUCACUUUUUUCCAACCAGAAAACAAGCAGGAUGAAAACAUUGUCAUUCAACUGCAUGAGAACAUCAUUAAGCUUAUGUUAAAGAACAUAGUAAGUUUGUGACUGUAUGCAGAUUGUGACUGUCAAUAUACAAAAUCAGAUUUGAACCAGUAAAUUCAAAAUUUUUAACCUUAGUGAUAAAUCAAAAGACAACCUCUAACACAGGCUCAAUAUAUAUUCUUGUUCUUUCAAGUGGAGAUCUGAAUUUUUCUUCUAAGUCCUCAUACUACCAUUACACUGCUUUGUAGCUAUUUGUUUUAUACAUUAGUUGCUCUACUAAUCUUGAUUGG
Molecule: messenger RNA, 5021 nt
Organism: Ictalurus punctatus (channel catfish)
Lineage: Eukaryota; Metazoa; Chordata; Actinopteri; Siluriformes; Ictaluridae
Gene: b4galt3
Product: UDP-Gal:betaGlcNAc beta 1,4- galactosyltransferase, polypeptide 3
Exons: 9
Coding region: 809-2125 (438 amino acids)
Biological process (GO): carbohydrate metabolic process; galactosylceramide biosynthetic process
Molecular function (GO): glycosyltransferase activity
Source: RefSeq, a predicted model, not a curated record